This is a messenger RNA of Parnassius mnemosyne (clouded apollo), 423 nucleotides long. Lineage: Eukaryota; Metazoa; Arthropoda; Insecta; Lepidoptera; Papilionidae. The record is from the annotation of a GenBank genome assembly.
AUGUCUAAGAGAGGACGUGGUGGUUCUGCGGGAGCAAAGUUUCGCAUUUCACUGGGUCUUCCAGUGGGUGCCGUCAUAAACUGCGCCGACAAUACAGGAGCAAAGAACCUCUAUGUGAUUGCUGUACAAGGUAUCAAAGGUCGCCUUAACAGGCUGCCAGCUGCUGGUUCUGGUGACAUGAUUGUAGCUACUGUCAAGAAAGGCAAGCCUGAACUCAGGAAAAAGGUAAUGCCAGCAGUAGUGAUCAGGCAACGGAAACCAUUUAGGAGGCGGGAUGGUGUCUUUAUAUACUUUGAAGAUAAUGCAGGUGUCAUAGUAAACAACAAAGGAGAAAUGAAAGGCUCUGCAAUCACUGGACCUGUAGCUAAAGAGUGCGCUGAUCUGUGGCCCCGUAUUGCCUCCAAUGCAAGCUCAAUAGCUUGA